Molecule: messenger RNA, 6849 nt
Organism: Eptesicus fuscus (big brown bat)
Lineage: Eukaryota; Metazoa; Chordata; Mammalia; Chiroptera; Vespertilionidae
Gene: DENND2C
Product: DENN domain containing 2C
Exons: 20
Coding region: 2248-5055 (935 amino acids)
Source: RefSeq, a predicted model, not a curated record
GACCCGAGUGGGACAGACGGGACUUAGCGCCUCCACUGAGGAGAGGACGGGAGCCGCGCAGCCCGGCCGCGGGGGCGGCGUCGGGGCCCAGGGCAGAAUCCGACUCGCACAACAGCAAAAGCCAAGUCGGUUUUGAUGUUAAAAUCUGACAAUGGAACAUGGACGAGCUUCUGAGUAACCAGAAUAGCCGCAGAUGAUGAGAUGAUGAGUCAAGGGCUGGAGCCUUGGCCAGGACCCAUGGACCACUUGUGGUGUAGACCUCGGUCAGGGUGACUUUUCUGGGCCUCCUUGCCUUGGCUGUAAAACCGGGGUGCUCAUGCCUUAGGGGUAUCCCGAGGGUCCAAGGAGAUGAGAGUAUUCUACCAACGUUAGGUAUUGUUAUUGGGCUGUGCACCAGCCUCCUGCACAUUGACCAAUUGCCAGACACAUAGUAGGAACUCUGUAAACCUUUACCCUAAAAGCUAGUGAUGGACCGACAGUGUUUUAGAUAAAAUCCUGAAUCUGUUUACUGUGUAGAUAAAUGCUUCAAGCCCAUUUCCCACAAAAAUCACCAUUGUUUGAAGUGUGGUCCAUGUUUAACUGACUAAUGAAUUUUUCUAGAAUAGUACAUGUUAUCUAUACACUGCUCCUGAAUCAUUUACCGUGAAGCAGUCGAUGGCUGUAGUUUCAGUUACCUGGGAAAGUAAGCUGGGAGUGUUGCUUCCCAUCAAGACUUUGAUUUGUGUUUUUUUAAGAGUUAAGUCCUCCCAAACAAAAUUGAUGUAUGGCUGUGUUUUUUUUGUAAGGGCGUUAUUAUAGACAUUUGCAUUCUUUUCUAUGGGCUUGAGGGAUUUAAGAGGGAGACCGGAAAUAAAACAGGGAAUAGCAGUUUGUAACCAGCAGACUUUUACCGGGGAUACUUCUGGGCGUGUUCUGAAUUAGUUUCCCAGGCAGAAACCAGGAAAUGUAGUAAUUGUGUUUCUUGGCCUUUAUUAAAUUUUUUUGUGUUGAACCUGGCAUGGAUUUUUUAAAAUGCAGAUAUAAAGGAAGAAUUUUUUUUUUCUGAUGUGACAAUAAGCAGUUAUCUAAAGUUGGAAAUUAUAUUUUAAAUGAUCUGUAAUGAAUCCUAUAACAGAUGAGGAUUUUAGAUCAUGGAAUACCAAGAUCAAAUUAAAUGGAGAAAUAAAAAGGGAAGGUCCUAAUGAAUAGAAUUUUGUGUUGCUUUAAAUGUUUACAUGUUUCAAAGGUUCAGUGAAGAUGAAUGUUUUGAAACUAUUUAAAAAUAGUUUUAAAUACAUUCUCCAUAUAUAAAUAUAAACUCCAUAUAUAAAUUUUGCUGUGAUAUAUAACUUGUGGGUAUUGGAAGCUUGAAGCCUUACAUUUACAUUAUUUAUUGAGCACCUGUUAUAUUCCAAGGCACAGCUUGAGCACUUACCUUGUACAGUAUUCAUGUAUGGGCAGGAUAUAAUUCUUUAUCUUAGAUAUUGAUGUGCUAAAAUCAGUCUAACAACUGGGCUAAAAUAAGUUCCGAGAAAGUUGGUUUUAAAACUGGUAACAACACCCACCAGCAUUCAUCGGGACCUACUCUGAGCCAGGCAGUGUUCUAAAUUCUUCCCGUGCAUUAGCUGAUUGAAUUCUUACACAGCACCAUGAGGGGUGUUAUUAUUAUGAGCUCCUUGCUCAAAGACACAGAGGAGUUGAGUAACUUGCCCAUAUCAAGCAGCCUAGGUAGCAGAGCUAGGAUUCAAUCCCAACAGCUGGGCUCCCCCAAAUCCUGAUCUUACCCUCCGCACUAGACUGAGUUUCCAAUUCUGUGAGUGAGUUACAAAGGAAAUCCAAUGGGUAUUUAAAAGAGUUCUGCAAAAGAAAGUCUUCAAAAAGAAGGAAAGAAAAAGAUAGGGAGAGAAUAGAAACUGGUAUUGCAAGAUGUAGACUGAAGUCACGUUCAAGCUACAAUUUAAUUAUACUUGGCAUAUAAGAGCAUUUUUCCCCCCUGGUGAGUGACGUGGGAUUCUUUUUGUUUCUAGGUUCUCAGUCACUCAGUCACUACAAUUAUGGCAUCAUCUUAAUAAUGUGAGAGGAUUAUUCAAAAUAAAGUUAUAGCCAUUUUCAACAAGGUUCAAUGAUUAAAACAUUUUUAUAAAGAAAUUUCCAAGUUAAAGAUGAAAAAAAAAUACUGGAAUUAUUUGGAUUCUAACUGACAGGAUAAAGAACACAGAAUUUCCCAGUUACAUGUAAUGGAACCUCAGUAAAAUUCAUCACUUUGGUAUGCACCCAACUGGGAACAUGGAUGUUGGUUUUUCUCGUUCUGCUGUUCAGACACUGUCAAGAAGCCACUGCAAAAACAUCAAACAAAAAAUUUCUCAGUGGGAAGGACGGACUAAUGGUAUAUCUAAUCCAGAUAAGUGGCACCGAAAGGACUUUGGAAUGAGAUAUAAUAACUGUCACCAGGAGAUUCUUCUUAAGAAGAAUCGUGUUGCUGAGGGAAAGAGCAAAAAGUUGGAUGUAACCAACUCUCAAAACGUUGGUCUAGAUAUUAAUGAAGAUGCCAAAAGCCGGGAUCAAAGUGCGGAUGAAAGUGAGAAACAUGAAUGUAACGAUACUCACUUCUUUAAAAGUGAAUCAGAAUCCAACUGGGUAUGUUCCCGGGUCAAACAAAUUGAAAGCUGGAAAGAAGUUGCUUUGGAUCCAGAGACUUCAUUACCUCCAGGAAAUUUCUAUACCUCACAGAUACUGUGGAAGAAAAUCGAGGCACUUCCCCCAGAUAAAGUCCUCAAUUUGGCUCUAGAACAUUGUGUCUCUUCAGAAAAGGAACUGAAUUUCAGAGUUCUGGAGAGUUCCUGUGGAGUAACCAAGAGCUUGGAAAAUAUCUAUUCUGAACCGGAAGGACAAGAAUGUGGACCUUCUAUAAAUCCUUUGCCAAAACCUCGUAGGACAUUCAGAUAUUUGUCUGAAUCUGGUGUUAUGCCAUGUAAAGAAAGAAACUGUGACAGAAAACACUGUGAAAAUAAUUCUUGUGCAGAGUCUUAUUUGGCCUCUUCUCAGGAACCUGAACCAAAGAAAUAUGGGGGGAAAAUCAGAGGGAGAUCUAAAAGGAAAUCCUUUGAAUUUGAAGACAUUCAGCACUUCCGAAAUCGGAACACACAGAAGAUGCAUGAAGAACUUGGAAGAAAUUCUGGCUCAGCACUUUAUUACACACAGUCUGAGGACAAUAUCUAUGAGGAUAUCAUAUAUCCCACCAAAGAAAAUCCAUAUGAAGAUAUCCCAUUGCAGUCUUUUCCCAUGUGGAGAUCCCCUUCAGCAUGGAAGCUUCCACCCCCUAGAAGUGCCUUCAAAACACCCAAGCUUCCUCCCAAACCUCACUUCCUUCACCGGAAGACCAUGGAACUGAAGAACUCACAAGCUUGUUUAAGGUCAAAGCUCACAAAGGAUACCACUUUGCCCGUCACUUUAACUGAAUGGAAGCUCUUCCGAGCUGGAGAAGUUGCAAACAGGAAAAGAAAAAAUGUUCCAAGGCUUGUAUUGAGAAUAGAUGACAUAUUUGAAUCAAAGAGAGGGAAAAAGAGAGUAAAGUUACAUCCGUACACUGGAAAAGACGUAACUCCUUCUAAAGGUGAAACCAGUGGGAACGAAAGUGAUGCCGAGUAUCUGCCAAAGAAUCGCCACAAGCGCUUAGCACAGCUGCAGCAGUCUUCCAAGAGGAACCCCCACUACCAGACCUUAGAGCGCGACCUCAUUGAAUUACAGGAGCAGCAGCUGUUUGAACUCUUUGUGGUAGUGUCUCUACAGAAGAAACCAUCAGAAAUAAGCUACAUUCCCCAGGUCAUUCAGCAGUUCCCUGGAAAGGGUGAUCAUGGCUUUAAGCAAUCCAAAGACACUGAAGAGAGGCUCAAAGUUAUCCCCAAAUUUUGUUUUCCUGAUUCGAAGGACUGGGCUCCAACCUCAGAACUCAAGAGUGAGACGUUCUCCUUUGUCUUAACUGGUGAAGAUGGGAGCCGGUGGUUUGGUUACUGUAAGAAGCUUUUGCCAGAAGGCAAAGGAAAGCGACUCCCUGAGGUUUACUGCAUGGUCAGUCGCCUAGGCUGCUUCAACCUUUUCUCAAAGAUUUUGGACGAAGUAGAGAAGAGAAGAGAAAUGUCUCCAGCUCUUGUUUACCCCUUCAUGCGAAGUGUCAUGGAAGCUCCUUUCCCGGCCCCUGGACGCACUAUCACAGUGAAGAGCUACCUCCCUGGGGCUGGAGACGGGUCAGUUGAACUCUGCCGACCACUGGAUUCCCGGCUGGAACAUGUGGACUUUGAAUGUCUCUUUAAGUGCCUGAGCGUGUGUCAUCUCAUUCGGGUCUGUGCGUCUCUCCUUUUGGAGCGAAGGGUAAUCUUUGUGGCCAACAGCCUAAGCACCCUGUCAAAAUGUGGCCAUGCUGUGGUCGCCACACUGUAUCCAUUUACCUGGCAGCACACCUACAUCCCCGUCCUGCCAGUGUCUAUGAUCGACAUCGUGUGCUCACCUACUCCGUUCCUUAUUGGCAUCCUGUCUUGCUCCUUACCACAGCUCCAGGACCUGCCCAUUGAAGAGGUGCUGAUAGUUGAUCUCUGUGCAGACAAGUUCUUACAGGAGGUAUCUGACGAGGAUGAAAUUUUACCACCUAAACUCCAAGCUGCCCUAACGCAGAUUUUGGAAGAACGAAAUGAAAUUUUGGCUCAGGAGCAGACUUUCUCACAAGAGGUGACACUCAACUCUCUGGUGUCCGAAGCAUUUGUCAGGUUUUUCGUGGAGCUGGUGGGACAUUACUCUCUGAACAUGACUGUCACUGAGCGUGGGGAGCGUGUAUUCCAAAGGGAGCCAUUCCGUAAAUCUCACACAUCCCGCAGCGUUCGCCACUUCCUGGAUCUCUUCAUGGAAACUCAGAUGUUUGCAGGAUUCAUCCAGGACCGAGAGCUUCGGAAAAGUGGGGUGAAAGGUUUGUUUGAGGUCCGGGCCUUCCAGUAUUUGGAAACAAUUCCUGAGUCUGAACCCAGUGGGGUGAACAGAAUUUUGCGGAGUCUCGGAAGUAAAAUGAAAUUUCUGCAGAAGAAAUGAACUCUCCCACUGCUGUCUCAUCCUAAAUAGGACAGAAAGUGCCAAAGAAAAUAUUUUUCCAAGAGUCAGGAUGCCCUGAAGUAUUCUACAAAAUCCUUGAAAGCUGAAAAGGUUACAGAGCGGGCCAGAGUCUUGGAGGAGGAUUCUCCUGCUGCUGCUUUGUAAUCACUGGAGAAUUGUCGGGAGUCAUCUGGAACCAAUGCUCUCUUCACCCUGCCUCUGGUUGUUUUUAAGUGGCCUUUUCUACCUUAUUCUUGGGCUUAUUCUUUGUUUUGUGCUUAGGCUAUAAAGGCACUUGUCUUUUAUCAGGGAAAGACUUGGUGUUGCAUUUUUUUAAAAAGCAGUUCAAAGAGGAGCACAAUGAGAGAAAUGCUGAGUUCAAGGUACUAGGGAGGCAUGACAGAAGUGGCUAAGACUAGCCCUCCACACAAUUCUCAUCACUGAAAUACACGGCACCUUUAAACCUAUGGGCUGUUAUUUGUCCAGUGUUCUGUCUAGGGGAAUCUCACUUAUUGGAAGCCCUAUUUAUUCGUACUGUAAUUGAGUACCUUGUAACAGUAGACAUCUUGCAACUCCUCCCCCACACUGUGUGGCACUGGAGUAGCAUGUCCCUCAUGUGUCAACAUGAAACUUGUUGGAAUUAUAACUAAUAGAAAAUGUCCUUCCAAGGGCAUGAGAACUACCUUUUAUUUUACUUUUUUAGUGUCUACCCCAUGCCAUGCACUGUGGUACAUGUAUGUAUGUCAUCUUAGUCUUCAAAUCAACUUUCGGAGAUAUUUGCAUCUCCAUUAUACUAGUGAAGAAACUGUAAUUCAAAGGAGUUAAAUAACUUGCCCAAAGUUAUACAAACAGAGCCAGGACUGAAGCCAAAACUGUUAGUUGGUGAACACAGAUAAAGUUGGUUAGUCCUGAGAUGGAAAUUUGAGCUCUAUGGGAUUGUAGCUAUUGAAAACGUUUUCUUUUAAGCUGAAGUGUACCAGGGCCAACUCAGCUCUGAGGAUAAGGGACUUCAAACUACAGAUGUCUAGAUGAGACUUUUUCGGUUCUCCUAGGAUUGUUGGAAUUUUUGCUCUAAUUGGAGUCAUGAAUAUGAACAUUUCCUGGGACAACACCACAUAAUCACCCCAACCUUUAAGGUCUAAAGCCGCAGUAGUGAUUGGAAAGAGGAGCUUGUCAGUGAGGGUGCAGUUUUCUUUGGUGUUACAGCAAAUGUCAGUUUUCUUCAACUCCUGAUGAUGGUUUUAACUGGCAUAAAAAUAUUUAUUCAAGCUUAACAAAACCUUACAAGGAAUAUGAGGAUACAGUUUAUUGACUUGUACAGUAUUGUCAGUUCAUCCAUUCAGGUGUGCAUGGAUGAACUGAAGCAGACACCAGGUAACCGGUGCUACAUAAAUGCUAUAGAUGUGGGUCCAGCAAAUAGAACUGAGCCUAUGUCUUUUAAAAAUGUUUAUUAAGCAGCUUACCCCAGUGGGGCUUUUACCAGAUAUCUCUCCAUUUGGUCUCUUCUGACAAUCCAACCCAAGGGAACAAUCAGUAACUGGGAAUUGUUUAUAAAAUGGGGGUAGGAGGUAUUAUUGUGGUGGAUCCUGGCCAUCCCUCUGUGAGGAGACCUUUGCUUUGGGGAUGGGGGUCGUAUUUUAUCCCUGUAAACUGGAGCUGCUUCCUUUUCUUAGGUCUGUUGUAUUUUGUUUUUGUAAAGUUUUAUGAAUUCUGGACAUGUUUGUAAAAGAAUUGUUCAAGAUGUGUAUAAAAUGUUGUUUACAGUUCUUUUAAUGAAUAAAUACAAAAAUUCCA